Drepanopeziza brunnea f. sp. 'multigermtubi' MB_m1 is the source of this 1821-nucleotide messenger RNA. NCBI's taxonomy places the organism in Eukaryota, Fungi, Ascomycota, Leotiomycetes, Helotiales, Drepanopezizaceae. The record is from RefSeq and is a predicted model, not a curated record.
AUGCGCAUCAGAUACCUGUUGUGCCGUACUACACCACCCGCCACUUACUCUGCAAUUAAAACCACUGACACCCCUUGGAUGAUGUCGUCCGCUCCAAGUUCAUCGAGGCGAGAAGAUGAGGGAGUGCCGAUGGCCAGCAAUGAUCCAAAUCCGCCAACCGUGGCGUCCUUCUCCCCCGUCACCCUUUCCAACACGACGUCUGCAACCAAGCAGCGCUCUACUAUCCUGGUGCAUCAAAAGUCGCCCUUGUUAAUAGCUACGCCGCCGCAGAUUACGAGAGCUUUGGCAUAUUCGCAUCCGUUCCUUCUGCCGCUUAACCAGUUCGUUGGUUUGUUGACAUGGACGAGUGGGGAUCCUUGGGAGAGCUUCUUGCUAGUGGCUAGCUUCUGGGGAGUUGUACUAUACGGAGAUGUACUUAUGCGUCUUGCGGGGCCGGUGGUAGUGGUAAUGGGAUUAAUAUUGGGAAUGUACUCGAGGCGAUAUUCGCCACUAUCGUCGACUGGCUGGACUGGAGAGAAGCAGAAGAAGGGGCAUAAGAAGGCCGACCUCGAAGCCACGAAUAUCAAGCACCAGAAGACCUUGGACGAGAUCGUGGAGACGUUGAAGGUUUUUACGGCUCGGUGUAAUGUACUACUGGAUCCUUUGCUCGAGCUUACGGACUUCCUCUCCACCCAACGAACAGCCACGUCUGCAACCACAAGACCCGCCCUCACUACACUUCUCAUUCGGAUACUUCUAGUCACUCCGUUAUGGAUCCUGUUGACACUCAACCCCAUCCAAAUAAUCACCACAAAGCGGAUCGUCCUAGUGACCGGGACUAUCUUUUUGACGUGGCAUUCCCGACCUAACAGAGUCACUCGGACCAUACUAUGGCGCUCAGCUCUAGUGCGUCGAGCAUGUGCUGUAGUAACAGGUCUACACUUUGCAGAUAGCGUAGCUCCACAGGCCACUGGCUCGGAUAUGCCAGCGGUACCUCCUAGACCCCAGCCAGGCAUUACCCAGCUUGCUGCCUCAGCAGCAGCCAAGAGAAGGCCUGAUGCUACGGGCGUCAGGUUCACAUUCAUACUGUAUGAGAACCAGCGAAGAUGGGUUGGUUUGGGAUGGACAACAUCACUCUUCGCUUACGAGAGGGCAGCCUGGACGGACGAACACCUGAAUCCAGCACCAGCCAAGGAGGAAUUCGAGCUUCCAGAUGUGGAUGGUGCCGCUGCCAGAUGGAGGUGGGUCGAGGGUAGUCGUUGGCUUGUAGAAGGGGCUGCUGAGUCGGAUGAGGGGGGUACCAAAGCUAAGUCUGACACUGUCGACGGUGGCCAGGGCUGGAUCUACUAUGACAACAAGUGGCAAACCGGUCGCCGUGGCAUCGACGGGUGGGGCCGCUACACCCGCCGCCGAAAAUGGUAUCGCGAUGCCGAACUCGUAGAAGUCACUGCCUCAACUGAAAUCACACCCUCAUCGACACCAACCAGUGACAGCAGUCCCCCGACCUCCAUACCCACCCCCGGCACCUCCCUCACUAGCCCCUCUUUCAUAAACCCGCCCCCAGAAUACAGCCAGGCAGACACUGCAAGCCUGAAGAGCAAGCACUCUCGUAAUUCUGACCGAAGCAGCGAGAAGGACAGCUCAAGCGUGAAGAGCAGCGGCAUCUUCAGACCGGGCACGUUGAGGAUGAGAGGGACCGAAGGGCAUGGUGGGAUGAGUGGGGUUAGUACCCCCACGAGGAGUCCGAGGGAAGAGAACGAAGAUGUGCAUAACGAAAUUGCGAAUCUGAGGGGAGUGGAUGGGUGGGGUAUUGGGGACAAUGUCAGGAUGGGAUUAGAAUGA